This is a messenger RNA of Capsella rubella, 679 nucleotides long. RefSeq names its product 40S ribosomal protein S15a-5. Gene Ontology annotation, molecular function: structural constituent of ribosome. Lineage: Eukaryota; Viridiplantae; Streptophyta; Magnoliopsida; Brassicales; Brassicaceae. The transcript is spliced from 3 exons. Gene Ontology annotation, cellular component: ribosome; cytosolic small ribosomal subunit. Bases 59 to 448 code for a protein of 129 amino acids. The record is from RefSeq and is a predicted model, not a curated record. Gene Ontology annotation, biological process: translation.
GUUCUAGAUUUCUCCGAUUAGUAUAGCGUCGGAACUUUGACCGGAGAAAGAGAGAGAAAUGGGGAGGAGGAUUCUGAACGAUGCGUUGAGGACGAUUGUGAAUGCGGAGAGACGAGGAAAAGCCUCGGUGGAGCUCAAACCAAUCUCCACCGUUAUGUCUUCGUUCCUGAGAAUCAUGAAGGAGAAAGGUUAUAUCAAGAACUUUCAAGUCUAUGAUCCACAUAGAGUUGGUAGAAUAACAGUUGAUCUGCAAGGGAGGGUUAAUGACUGCAAAGCUCUUACCUAUAGGCAAGACGUUAGGGCAAAAGAGAUUGAGAAGUACACUGAACGCACUCUUCCAACACGUCAGUGGGGUUAUGUUGUAAUUACAACCCCGGAUGGAAUUUUGGACCAUGAAGAAGCAAUCAAACGGAAUGUGGGUGGUCAGGUUCUUGGCUUCUUUUACUGAAUAGGUUAAGGUAGCACUUGGCAAGAACCUUCUAGUGUCAAAGGAUUCAACAAAAGUUUGAAAUUCCGAUCCUUCUUCCUCCUGUUGCUUUUUGUUUUUGUAACUUGCAUUGUCUUUGAACAGAGUGGCAAUUAUUAGAUAAGGCAUUUGUUGCUAAAUUCAAAGAUCUUGUUGUUAUGACAACAUUUUAUUUAGUUUAUAUUUUGGACGAGAAAUUUGUUCUUCCAUAGC